Molecule: messenger RNA, 933 nt
Organism: Dendrobium catenatum
Lineage: Eukaryota; Viridiplantae; Streptophyta; Magnoliopsida; Asparagales; Orchidaceae
Exons: 1
Molecular function (GO): nucleic acid binding; zinc ion binding
Source: RefSeq, a predicted model, not a curated record
GAAUCCAUGGAAGAAGUAUUGAAUGGGGCCCUUGGUACAUUGGAAACCACAUCAUAGGCAUGGACAGAUGGUCGCCUUCUUUCUCCAUUGAUUUGCUUAAAGGAAUCACAUCACCAGUUUGGAUCCGCUUCCCAGGACUACCAUUGAGCUGUUGGGAUGAGGACAAUAUCCCUAUCAUUGCCUCAAUGAUAGGUACUCCUUUGAUGUUGGAUGGAAAUUCAUUCAAAUGGGGAAAGAGGGAGUAUGCUCGAUGCUGCGUUCACGUUGAUCUGGAAAAAAAGCUCCCUACAGGUGUUUGGAUAGAGGGUAUUCACGGAAGAUCCUUUCAACGGGUGGAAUACAAAAAAUUAACUUCUCUUUGUUACCAAUGUGGUAGAGUUGGUCAUAGCAAAGAUGAAUGUCCUGAUUCUAUUGUUGUUACUAAAACUGAUUUGAAAGAUAAAGGUCCUAGAGAUUUUGUAAAUCAGGUUGGGGAAGUAAAAUCUGAUAUGGUUAAGAAGAAUGUUGAAGAAUAUGGGUCUUGGAUCCAUGUUAAGUUUAACAAUAGAAGAUUCAAAAAUGCCAAAAAAAACAUUGGUGUUAAUACUUCUAUUAAAAAGGUUUAUAAACCUGUUGCUAUAUUGAAACAGGGGAAUGCUGCUGAGGUGAAGGAGGUUUGUAUUACCGAAAAAAUGUCAGUCCAAACAGAGUCAGCGAAGGAGACUCAAGAUGUUGCAGUUCAAGUUCAGGAAAUUCCAAUUGCUGUUAAUAAAUUCCAAGUUUUGGAUUGUGAUGUAGAGGAGGGAGAGAUUGCUGAAAGGAUGAAUGUGAAGAUCUCUGGUAAAUCUAAUGAUUUGGAUUCAGAUGAGGCUGUUGGUUCUCUUGAAUUGCAGGAUAGUAGUGCUGAACAGAUAAGGGAGGAGCAUACAAUAGGUUUGUCAAAUUCUGUGAAAG